UUGAAACAUAGGACUCAGCGAGAGAGAGAGAGAUUUGAAGACGAUGACGAGUGGAGGAGGAUACGGAGAUCCGUCGCAGAAGAUUGAUUACGUGUUCAAAGUGGUGCUGAUCGGCGAUUCAGCGGUUGGGAAAUCGCAGAUACUAGCUAGAUAUGCGAGAGACGAGUUCAGUUUGGAUUCUAAGGCCACCAUCGGCGUCGAGUUUCAGACUAGGACGCUUGUUAUUGACCACAAGAGUGUUAAGGCUCAGAUCUGGGAUACCGCCGGCCAAGAACGAUACAGAGCGGUAACGAGUGCAUAUUACCGAGGAGCCGUUGGGGCAAUGUUAGUUUAUGACAUAACCAGACGCCAAACCUUUGAUCAUAUCCCAAGAUGGCUAGAGGAAUUGCGUGCUCAUGCAGACAAGAAUAUUGUGAUCAUCCUUAUUGGGAACAAGUCAGAUCUUGUUGAUCAACGAGCAAUACCGACCGAAGAUGCUAAAGAGUUUGCAGAGAAAGAAGGCUUGUUCUUCUUGGAGACAUCUGCAUUUAACGCAACUAAUGUUGAGAGCGCUUUCUCCACGGUUUUGACAGAGAUCUUCAACAUUGUGAACAAGAAAAGUCUGGCUGCGAGUGAAGAUCAAGAGAACGGUAAUCCCGGGUCACUUGCCGGUAAGAAGAUUGAUAUUGUUCCAGGUCCUGGUCAAGUGAUACCAACGAAGAGUAACAUGUGUUGUAACUCUUAGAUAACCAAUUCAAUUCUUGAAUUUUACUUGACAAUAUAUAUAUAUAUAUAUAUAUA
Messenger RNA from Capsella rubella, 780 nucleotides. Its product is annotated as ras-related protein RABA4a. Gene Ontology annotation, cellular component: endosome. Gene Ontology annotation, molecular function: GTPase activity; GTP binding. The transcript is spliced from 2 exons. Bases 44 to 724 code for a protein of 226 amino acids. The record is from RefSeq and is a predicted model, not a curated record. NCBI's taxonomy places the organism in Eukaryota, Viridiplantae, Streptophyta, Magnoliopsida, Brassicales, Brassicaceae.